This is a messenger RNA of Panonychus citri (citrus red mite), 1192 nucleotides long. It is a transcript of the gene Rpe, whose product is annotated as ribulose-phosphate 3-epimerase-like. The record is from RefSeq and is a predicted model, not a curated record. Bases 84 to 914 code for a protein of 276 amino acids. Lineage: Eukaryota; Metazoa; Arthropoda; Arachnida; Trombidiformes; Tetranychidae. The transcript has 2 exons. Gene Ontology annotation, cellular component: cytosol. Gene Ontology annotation, biological process: carbohydrate metabolic process; pentose-phosphate shunt; pentose-phosphate shunt, non-oxidative branch. Gene Ontology annotation, molecular function: D-ribulose-phosphate 3-epimerase activity; metal ion binding.
GGGAACGUAUGAAAAUAAAGAAAACAAGUGUCUCCAUCUAACUAUCAACAGGUUGAUUCGUUCAACGGGAAAGUGUCAAUUUAAUGAUUUACUUUAAUUGUUGGUCAGGAAAUUUUUUCAUUCUUUUAAUUGUUACGCAUUUUGUUGGCUGUAAGGUUAAUAGUGAAGUGGAAUUUUGGAUUGUGUACAAUUACUACUUACAUUGGGCGGAGAGAAAACUAAAAAUGUCCUGUUGUCAAUUUUUCACUGAUUCUCCUAAACCAUUGAUUGGACCAUCGAUUUUAAAUUCUAAUCUUGCCUCACUUGCUGAUGAAUGUGAAAAAUUAUUAAAAUUGGGAGCUGAUUAUCUUCAUCUUGAUGUUAUGGAUGGACAAUUUGUUCCUAAUUUAACCUUUGGUCAUCCGGUUGUUAAAUGUUUACGAUCUCAACUAGGAAGUAAACCUUUUUUUGAUAUGCAUAUGAUGGUCGCUUCACCGGAGAAAUGGAUUGAACCAAUGGCCGAUGCCGGUGCGAAUUUAUAUACUUUCCAUCUUGAGGCCACUGGCGAUGUUGAAACGAUCAUCAGGAAAAUUAAAGAAUCAGGAAUGAAAGUUGGAAUUGGAAUCAAACCGGCUACUUGUGUUGAAAGUGUUCUUCCUUAUGUACCUCAAGUUGAUAUGAUUCUUGUGAUGACAGUUGAACCAGGAUUUGGUGGGCAAAAGUUUAUGGAACCAAUGAUGGAGAAAAUUAAAUUGCUUAGAGAACAAUUUCCAAAAUUAAAUCUAGAGGUAGAUGGAGGUGUUGGCCCUUCAACCAUUGAAAUUUGUGCGAAAUCAGGAGCCAACAUGAUUGUAUCCGGAACAGCAGUAAUUAACUCACCCGAUCCAGAGAAAGUGAUGAACACAAUGAGAGAAAUAGUCAAAUCACACAAUUAAAAACCAAAAUCAAUUCUACCCCAAAAGAUAAAACAAAUACAGAAUCAAGUUUACAAUUAAUAGUCAACAGACAAAAUUAAUUAUUUUGAAUAGAAUUUUUGUUUUCCAAACAAAAAAAGAAAACAAUAUUUCCAAAAAAAUGUAAACACAAUUACUUUUAAAAGAACAUAUUCCAAACAUUAUGAUGAUCACGCCAAUUGUUGGAAAAUUUUUAAAAAUGGAAAAUAUUACAAAUUAAUUGCUAAGAAUUAAAUUAAGUUGAUUGAAAAAAUUGAGAA